AUGGCUGUGUUGAUCGAAACGACUCUGGGCGACCUGGUCGUCGAUUUGUUUGUUAAAGAACGUCCGAAAUGUAAGUUUUUUGGCGAAUUCAGAAGUUAUUUGUUUGACCGAAAGGAAAAAUAAGGCCCUUGUAGCGACAAAAAAGCAACUUCCUUCUGAUUCUGAAUAUUCUCAAAUAUCUUUUGCAGCAUGUCUGAACUUUCUGAAACUGUGCAAGAUGAAGUACUACAACCUGUGUCAGUUCCACAGCAUCGAGGAGAAUUACAUCGCUCAGACCGGAGAUCCGACCGCAACCGGCAAAGGCGGCGAAUCUGUUUAUUAGUAGGAUCAUUUCUUUUUCGUUCCCUAAUUUUCCAUUUUCAGUUCCAUUUACGGCGAGCAGGGCAAGUACAUCGAGCCAGAAGAUUUGCCCAAAAUGAGGCACACGAGAAAAGGUUUAGCUGAUAUAGCUGAUUCUCGGCUGGCUUGAGCCAUCGAAAAAAGGGUCCUGACACGAUAAUUCACGAGACAGUGCCUGGCUCGUGGAGAGCGCAGACAGGCCACGCCCUCUUAGCGUCUCAAGCUAGCCGUGAAUCGUCUAUAAUGAUAAUUGUCUUAAUUUCAAACUUCAGGAAUCGUUUCAUUUGUGAAUAACGGCGAAAAUAUGCUCGGAAGCCAGUUUUUCGUGACUUUGGGCGAAGAGUCGGUGAUUUUUUUAAUUCCGAAAAAAAUUUCUUUCUAAAGGUUGGAUUAUCUUGAUGAUAAGCACACGAUCUUUGGACAAGUCACGGAAGGACUCGACACUUUGGAGAAGUUGAACGAACAGCUCACAAAUUCCGAUCACAGACCUUUCAAGGAUAUCAGGUGAAUCAUUCAGAAGAAGCUAUUUUCAAGAGUUUUUCUGAAGGAUAUCCCACACGAUAGUUCUUGACGACCCUUUCGACGACUUGCCGCGUCUCCGAAUUCCUAGCCGAUCUCCGUCUCCAACUUAUGAAAUGCUCGUCAAGGUAGAUGAUUUUGUGAUUUCUUUCAGAAUUCGUGCUGAAAUGGAUGUCCAAAAAAAAUAUAUAUUGAUUGAAUGAAAUUUUUGAUAAUUUCCAGACCGACCAACUGGCGCUGGACGAAAAGGAAGACGAGAACGAAGGAAAGAGCCAAGAAGAAAUCGAAGAGGAAACGCGCCUACGGGAAAUGGCCGAACAGGCGCAGAUCUUGGAAAUGGUAAGGAUGAUCCUGGAUGAGAGAUUAUGAAGCUUCCUUUGCACGGCGUUCCAAAACGGGGCGGGGAGACGUCAAAAAAACUUCGGCGCGAAAAUUCAAAUCUCAAGUACGCAGCCAAAGGCGGUCGAAAAAACAAGUUUAUUAACGUUGAAUACUCAGUUUAAUUUUUAAAUGACGUACUUUUAUCCGGAGCGCACACUUAUUUUUUUUUUGUAAAUUCAGAAACUUUGACGCCUCGCUCACCUUCCCUCACCCCAUUAGAAAUGCCGUGUUUGGGGUUUAUCUGGAUGGAAAAUUAAGAAUGAAGUUGAAUAAGACUAGAAAAAAAGAGGACAACAUACCUAAAUGAUUAACUAAGAGGGCUCAAUUUAUCAUAAGUUAGAGCCUCUUCAUUAAUUAAUAAAAAAAUUUUUCGAAUUGAAAUCAUUGAACCUAUGUCUAAUCGUUAAAAAAAUUAUCAAAUCAAUACAUUUUUCUAUUAUUUUCGAUUUGGGAAUCCAUGCUUUUUCAUGUGUUGAAUUACCAUUUAAAACAAUUUUUCCCUUGGAAGGAUAUUUUUUGUAGGUUGGCGAUUUACGAGAUGCCGACGAUGUGCCGCCGGAAAAUGUUCUUUUCGUCUGCAAGUUGAAUCCCGUGACGACGGACGAAGACUUGGAGAUCAUCUUCAGUCGUUUCGGAAAGAUUAAUAAUUGUGAUGUUCGUUAAUUGAUUUCUAUUAUUUUGAAAAAAAAAACCCUGGCUGGUAAGGUCAUUUUAGUUAGUCUGAAAUCAGUCAGACUGCGAUGCGAAAAACCUUUAUAACUUCUUUGUCGAAAAGAAAAGUCUCAGAAAUAGUUGCCUUUAUUGUUUUUCUUCGGCUUUCGAGAUUCUACCCUGAAAGAAUAAGGAGUUUUGAAAGUCAGGAUUUCGAGGAUAUUGAUCAAAAAUCAUUCUGACCGAUUUUAGAAAAAAAGAAGUUGAAAAUUGAAUCUUCAUCUUCGAUUAAAGUCAUGAUUUGUAUCAUUCAGAUCAUCCGCGACCGGCGCACCAACGAUUCUUUACAAUAUGCCUUCAUCGAAUUUGACAAUGUAGGCAUUUUCUUGUCAUUUCUCCCUAAUUGUCUUUUCUGAAGGCUCAAAGUUGCGAAAGAGCUUACUUCAAAAUGGACAACGUUUUGAUCGACGAUCGAAGGAUCCACGUCGAUUUCUCACAAUCUGUUUCAGGCAACUACAAGCGUUACAGAGAUGGUAUUGACUCAUAGGAAGAUAUAAUCCUAUAAUAUUCUUUACAGAGAGAAGAGCAGCGAAAGAGAAAGCUCUGCAGGAGAAGCAAAGGUCUCUCAAUAACAAGGUUAAACGGGAAAGGUCUUCGCCAACAAGAAGGGUUAGUUUCUCGACAAUUCUUGAUUAUUUUACUGGCGGUUUUAUGCAGGUCAUUUUUGUAUCAGCCAGUUUUUAAUAAGUCUCAAAUCCACACAAAAAAAAAAUGAAGAUUCAAAGAAUUCGAAAUUUAUUAUUGACUUUUCUUGAAAAGUUCGCAUAAUUUCCAACUUUUUUUCAGGAACCACUGUUCCAAGUUUCGAAAUAGGCUUGAUUUUCAUUGGAAACUUAAAUUUCAUAAGAAAUUUUUGAGUCUCAUGCACUAUUGAAAUGCAAAAGACUUGAUUAUAUUUUUCGAACUUUCGAAAAAAAAAAACGCAGAAAUUGUAUGAAUGGUCCUGCAGAUUAAGCGGGAACGGAGUGAUUCGCCCCCGCGAAGGCAAAUCAAACGCGAAGCUCAAAACUCGCCACCGCCAAUGAGAAAGGUUUGAUCUUAACGAUUCAGUGAAAAAAUUUUUCUUAUUUUAUAGAACAUCUCUGUUUUCUUGAGGUGUAGGUCUUUCUGUAUCAGAAGUUUUAUAUACCUGUUCUCAAAGCGCAAAGUUCGAGAAGAAUAUGAAAGUUUUCAAUCACCUGCGGCUUUGAGACAAUAUUUAAUACAAAUUAAUGAAAAAAAAUGAUAUUUAGAAAUUGUUUCAAGGAACCUGGGAACGAUAUAAAUCACGUACAAGAGUUAGAUCCUAAAAUAAAAUCCGAUUUUUUCUGUAGGAAGUAAAACGCGAACGUGACGCUUCGCCUCCACCCCGUAGAAGGCAUUCGCCGUCGCCGAAGCGCGACCGGAAGGACGACAGACGCGAGCGAAGAGAUGACGAUCGCCGAAGACACGACGACCGAAGCCGAAGGGACCGCUCCAGGGACCGCGACCGACAUCAUCGCGACCACGACGACCACAGACGCCGUCGCAGCAAUGAACGACGCCGCCGAUAA
Messenger RNA from Caenorhabditis auriculariae, 3482 nucleotides. The record is from the annotation of a GenBank genome assembly. NCBI's taxonomy places the organism in Eukaryota, Metazoa, Nematoda, Chromadorea, Rhabditida, Rhabditidae.